Messenger RNA from Pleurotus ostreatus (oyster mushroom), 1002 nucleotides. RefSeq lists its product as uncharacterized. Lineage: Eukaryota; Fungi; Basidiomycota; Agaricomycetes; Agaricales; Pleurotaceae. The transcript has 2 exons. The record is from RefSeq and is a predicted model, not a curated record. Bases 1 to 1002 code for a protein of 333 amino acids. Gene Ontology annotation, molecular function: protein binding.
AUGACCUGCCGCUCACGCUCUAGCACAAUUCCGAGCCCAACCAGUUUUACACCUGGCACAUCCGUUACAGACAAGAUCAAAAAUACCUCGACCUUGUCAGCAAAUUCAAUCGACCCAGGGAUGUCCGUGGUCCUACGCUCUUCCGAUGAAGCGCCUGUCGAUUUUACUAUUUACAAAGCGCUGUUAAUCAUCUCUUCGCCUUUUUUUGCCGAGUUGCUUUCCCUUCCCCAACCACCGGACACGCCACGGGAGGAGAUGAGCGAAGGAUCCGCUAUUAUACAGAUGGCAGAGCCCGCUGAAGCGAUCGAGCGACUGCUCCCCUUCGUCUAUCCUCGAUUUGUGACGAUGCCCCACCUAGCUACGUUGGAGGAGCUUCAGACUACGUUGCAAAUGGCGUCGAAGUACGACAUGAAAGGUGUUGAGAAAUGCCUGGGGGAGGUUUUGGUAGCCCCGCGAUUUGUUGAGGAAGAUCCUAUGCGCGUUUUUGCUAUGGCGUGCAGGUAUGGAUUGGAGGACGCCGCCCGAAUUGCCGCGAAACACACAUUGCGACUCUCUCUGCCAGAACGCCACUACGUCGCCGAAAUGGAACAUAUCUCAGCUGGAAACCUUCAGCGACUCGUCGACUAUUACUUUGCAUGCAGUGCGGUUGCCGCUGCCGUUGCAAGAGAUUUCUCUUGGGUGAUGAAAGAUACCUUCAGUUUUUUCCAUCGAGGGGGGUGUAGUUGCGGCGCAUCGACAUACGUACUCAUUGCAGGAGGAUCAAUGAACGUCCCUGCAAGAGCAUGGUGGCUGAAUUAUAUGAAGAGGAUGGGCGAGGCACUAAAGGAACGGCCCUCUUUAGCUACGUUGAUGAAACGAGACCUGAUGGAAGAGGUAUUCGAGAAGACGAAGACUUGUGCUUGCGGUAGGAAGACGAUACUGGAUAUGUUGGAAUUCAGGGAGAUCUUUUCCGCAGAGCUGGAUAAGCGGAUAUCAGAGGUCGAGCUCGUUCUCAACCUAUAG